Messenger RNA from Xylaria bambusicola, 2345 nucleotides. RefSeq names its product glycine cleavage system T protein. The coding region runs from base 481 to 1908 and encodes 475 amino acids. Gene Ontology annotation, cellular component: mitochondrion. The record is from RefSeq and is a predicted model, not a curated record. Gene Ontology annotation, molecular function: aminomethyltransferase activity; protein binding. The transcript has a single exon. Lineage: Eukaryota; Fungi; Ascomycota; Sordariomycetes; Xylariales; Xylariaceae. Gene Ontology annotation, biological process: glycine catabolic process.
UCGAUGGUCUGCACAAUUGAAGGCUGCCUGGGAUUUUGGCUAGAUGGUUGAAGAAGUUGUGGUCGGGGGGAACUGAAACUUGUUUCAACUCAACGGCAAACAGUCAAUUGCUUGUUGCAGGCAGGCUUGCUGCACGAUAGUUUGUAAUUGAUGAGUUCAUGAUAUCUUGCCCUCAUCUUACCAACUUUCUAACCACAAUUAAUUAACGUUUGGUACCGGUGGUCAAACCAUUGCCUCCCAAGCCGCAUUCACUAGAUGCCAUCGGAUAUGUGUCCGAGGUUAGAAUGACGCUGUCUCGGCCCCGCCAUGCCGUGAUCGGCCGGCUCUUUAUACAUGCAUGGGUCGACUACAUGGCCUAGCUCACAUGCUUUAUUCCCAUAGCCCGAUAUUUCUCCUCCGUACUAGUGGCGUCAGCUUUUAUGGUAGAAUUCUAGGGACAUUCAGUUAAAUUUUGACACCCACCAUCCCAAUUGGCUCAGUAUGAAGCUGUCUAAAGUCAUAUCGACAGCUGGGAGAGGCUCUCGAGCUCUCGGCGGCCCGAACUCAGCCUUUGUGCGACCUCUCUCGUCCACGGCCGCCACUAGCACCAAGGGCCUUGCCUGCUCAAGAACGACAACGAGGCCGCAACAAGCCCAAUCAACGCAUCUUCGAUCUUGCAAUCAUCCACGACCCCCCACAUCGCAAAGCCACAGAUCUUAUGCUUCCUCCUCCUCGUCCGACACGCCCCUCAGUAGAACAGCCCUUUAUGAUAUUCAUCUCGCCCACGGCGCCAAGAUGGUGCCCUUUGGCGGCUUUGAGAUGCCCGUGCAAUACGCCGGACUGGGCGUAAGCGCUUCCCACCACUUCACGAGAGAGAAGGCAUCGCUGUUCGACGUGGGCCAUAUGGUGCAACAUUGGUUCGAGGGGCCAGGUGCAACGGCCUUUCUACAACGCAUCACACCAGGAAGUCUGGCAAGCCUCCCGGUUCAUCAGAGCACGCUCUCCGCGCUCCUAUGGCCAGGAACAGGCGGCAUCGUCGACGACACCAUCAUCACCCGGCUUGGGCCUGAACGGUUCUACGUUGUGACCAACGCAGCCUGCCGGGAAAAGGAUCUCGCUUACCUCAAGGAGCAACUGGCGACAUGGGACGGCCCCGGAGUUCGCCAUGAAGUCCUCGACGGCUGGGGUCUGAUUGCCCUGCAAGGGCCGCUCUCGGAGGAGCUGCUUACCCAGAUCCUGGAAGACCCAGCGGUCACGAAGCUGCACGAGCUUUACUUCGGACAGUCGUGCUUCGCCAACAUCAAGGGCGCCAAGGAGCCCGUGCUCAUCAGCCGCGGGGGCUACACGGGCGAGGACGGCUUCGAGAUCUCCAUCAACCCGGCAGACACAGUUUCCGUGACCGAGACGCUGCUCACUGCCGCGGGACCUGAGAAACUGCAGUUCGCCGGCCUCGGGGCGCGCGACAGCCUGCGGCUGGAGGCGGGUAUGUGUCUAUACGGACACGACCUCGACGACAAGACGACGCCCGUCGAGGGCGCGCUGGGCUGGAUCGUUGGCAAGGACCGCCGGACGCCCGCGUCCGACGCCGACAAGUUCCACGGCGCCGACGUCGUGCUCGCGCAGCUGACGCCCAAGAGCAAAGGUGGUAGCGGCGUGUCGAGGCGGCGUGUGGGACUCACGGUCGAGGGUGCCCCGGCGCGUGAGGGCGCAGAGAUCGUGGAUCCCAGCAACGAGGGCGAGAAGAUCGGGGUUGUUACCAGUGGGUGCCCUAGCCCGACACUGGGUAAGAACAUCGCCAUGGGCUAUGUCAAGGACGGCUUGCAUAAGGCUGGCACCGAGCUCCACGUCCUCGUCCGUGGACGCCCACGCAAGGCCGUGGUGACGAAGAUGCCCUUUGUGCCGGCGAAGUAUCAUAAGGUGCCUGCGUAGGCUUCCUGGUCGGAGUUGGUUUGUUCGAUUUUGCAUAUUCAUAUAAAGAUUCCGAGCUUGCGGGAAGAAAGGAGAGGGGCUGAAAGUCUUUGCAUGUUACGAGUAUAGUAUGACGAGGGGCGAACUACUACUUGUGUAGCCGUACCUAAGUUCGGCAAGGUUCUAUGUUUUAUCUAGUACACGGCUCCCCGAACUUCUUUGGAUAUUUUGUGCUACAGGGCUUGACGGCGGAGUAAUAGUGGCUGCAGGAGCAGCAGCCUGUAUUUUUCAACAUUGCACACGAUGUCGUUGUUUAACGGGAUGGAAAGAGUACGACACAGGGGGAGUUAACAAAAAGGAUGACUCGCAUUAGAUACCCUCAACGAAGAUCUAGGUAGUGAAGAUUAUUUUACUUGGUUUCUUAUCAUCGAGAGCCAUCUUUCUAGCUUCUCCUGGCU